AUGGGGCUGUCGGAAGCGUUGGGUCAGAGGGACACAGAGGCACUGUUGCCUGUGACGCAGGCCAUGGAGCUGAGGAAGCGAAACUACUACGUAGAACGGCCACUGCUGAAUCAGGAACAGCUGGAGGAGCUGGGAUGCUUGACCUCAGCCACCGAGACCCACCAGUGGCGAACCUGGUUUCAGUGCUCCUACACUCGGGCCCGAGCCCUUCUCCUCCAACACCUCCCAGUUUUGGCGUGGCUACCCCGGUAUCCCGUGCGUGACUGGCUCCUAGGUGACCUGUUGGCUGGCCUGAGUGUGGCCAUUAUGCAGCUACCACAGGGCCUGGCCUAUGCCCUCCUUGCUGGACUGCCCCCCGUGUUUGGCCUCUACAGCUCUUUCUAUCCUGUGUUUAUCUACUUUCUGUUUGGCACUUCCCGGCACAUCUCCGUGGGUACCUUUGCUGUCAUGUCUGUAAUGGUGGGCAGUGUGACGGAAUCCCUGGCCCCGGAUGAGGACUUCCUGCAGGCUGAGAAUGCUACAGUCGAUGAGGAGGCCAGAGAUGCUGCCCGGGUGCAACUGGCCGCCACACUCAGUGUCCUGGUCGGCCUCUUCCAGGUGGGGCUGGGCCUGGUCCACUUCGGCUUCGUGGUCACCUACCUGUCAGAGCCUCUGGUCCGCGGCUAUACCACAGCUGCGUCCAUACAGGUCUUCGUCUCGCAGCUCAAGUAUGUGUUUGGCCUCCAACUGAGCAGCCGCUCUGGGCCGCUGUCCCUCAUCUAUACAGUUCUGGAGGUCUGCUGGAAGCUGCCCCAGAGCGUGGUUGGCACUGUGGUCACCGCAUUGGUGGCAGGAGUGGUGCUGGUGCUGGUGAAACUGCUGAAUGACAAACUGCAGCGACAUCUGCCCCUGCCGCUCCCUGGGGAACUGCUCACGCUCAUCGGAGCCACAGGCAUCUCCUAUGGCGUAGGUCUGAAGCGCAGAUUUGGGGUGGAUGUCGUGGGCAACAUUCCUGCAGGGCUGGUGCCCCCAGUGGCCCCCAACCCCCAGCUGUUCGCCAGUCUUGUGGGCUAUGCCUUCACCAUCGCCGUGGUUGGUUUCGCCAUUGCCAUCUCACUGGGGAAGAUCUUCGCCCUGAGGCACGGCUACCGGGUGGACAGCAACCAGGAGCUGGUGGCUCUCGGCCUCAGUAACCUCGUCGGGGGCAUCUUCCAGUGCUUCCCUGUGAGCUGCUCCAUGUCCCGCAGCCUGGUACAGGAGAGCACCGGGGGCAACACGCAGGUGGCUGGGGCUGUCUCCUCCCUCUUCAUCCUCAUUAUCAUCGUCAAACUUGGGGAACUCUUCCAAGACCUGCCCAAGGCAGUCCUGGCAGCCGUCAUUAUCGUGAACCUGAAGGGCAUGUUGAAGCAGUUCACCGACAUAUGUUCCCUCUGGAAGGCAAAUCGAGUGGAUCUGCUCAUCUGGCUGGUGACCUUUGUGGCCACCAUCCUGCUGAACCUGGACCUUGGCCUGGCCGUUGCAGUGGUCUUCUCCCUGCUGCUUGUGGUGUUCCGUACGCAGCUGCCCCGCUACUCUAUCUUGGGGCAGGUGCCAGACACGGAUAUUUACCGAGAUGUGGCUGAGUACUCAGAGGCCAGGGAGGUCCCAGGCGUGAAGAUCUUCCGCUCCUCAGCCACCAUGUACUUUGCUAAUGCUGAGCUCUACAGCGACGCACUGAAGCAGAGGUGCGGUGUGGAUGUUGACCACCUCAUCUCCCGGAAGAAGAAGCUGGUCAAGAAGCAGGAGCAAAAGCUGAAGCGACUGAAGAAGCUCCAGAAACAGACUGCCGCCUCCAAGGACACUUCUGUUUCUAUUGAAGUCAACUCCAGCACCAGAGACAUGGAGAGCAACAACAUGGAGGACUCCAAGAUGCAGGUGAGCACAGGGAAUGAGCUAGAAGGUAUGGCAGCCAGCGGUCAAGAAGAUGCUAAGGCCCCAGAUGUGACCACACUGAAAGCCCUGGGCCUGCCUCAGCCGCACUUCCACAGCCUCAUCCUGGAUCUGGGAGCCCUCUCUUUUGUGGACACUGUGUGCCUCAAGAGCCUGAAGAAUAUUUUCCGUGACUUCCGAGAGAUCGAGGUGGAGGUGUACAUGGCUGCCUGCCACACCCCUGUGGUUGCCCAGCUUGAGGCUGGGCACUUCUUCGAUGCAUCGAUCACUAAGCAGCAUCUCUUUGCCUCUGUCCACGACGCUGUCCUCUUUGCCCUCCAACACCCGAGGUCCAGCCCUGCCAGCCCUGUUUUGCUUCAGGAAGUCCACCCUUCCUGGAUGGAUCUGCCCCUGGUGGACCCAUUGCUGCCCCUUCCUGCCUUUAGCUGA
Molecule: messenger RNA, 2337 nt
Organism: Puma concolor (puma)
Lineage: Eukaryota; Metazoa; Chordata; Mammalia; Carnivora; Felidae
Source: RefSeq, a predicted model, not a curated record